Thelazia callipaeda (thelaziosis nematode) is the source of this 429-nucleotide messenger RNA. The record is from the annotation of a GenBank genome assembly. NCBI's taxonomy places the organism in Eukaryota, Metazoa, Nematoda, Chromadorea, Rhabditida, Thelaziidae.
AUGGUGGACCCGUUGAGCCGUCGGCUCAAUAUAAGAUACCCAAAAGUGGCGAUGAUCAAGGAAUGCACAUUACGAAUCAUCUGUUGUUUGUGGAUGAUCUCAUUGCAAUCUAUGCCAAAAGAAGUUAAGAGGCUUCUUGCUGUGGUAAAACUAGAAGUAAAUUCAGCAAAGUCAGCUACUAUCACCCAGCGGUUAGCCGAAAGAGCACUUAAUGGCAAGAACUUUAUCAAAGCUAUGAAUGAGCACGCCAUAAGCAUAAUAAAUUAUUACGCCGGGGUGCUAAAGCUGGAGCCGGAAAACUUCAAGGCUAUAGACCACGAUAUCAGACAGUUACUAAUCAAAUACGGAAUUCACAAGCAAUCUGCAUGCUCGGAAAGACUGCACCUGCGAAGAAACGAGCUACGACGUGGACUUCAUAAUGUUGAGUAG